Molecule: messenger RNA, 900 nt
Organism: Larimichthys crocea (large yellow croaker)
Lineage: Eukaryota; Metazoa; Chordata; Actinopteri; Sciaenidae
Product: myosin-7-like
Exons: 7
Coding region: 51-842 (263 amino acids)
Cellular component (GO): myosin complex
Source: RefSeq, a predicted model, not a curated record
CAUCUUGAUGAUGCUUCAGAGCCCAGGAUGACUUUAAGGAACAAGCUGCUAUGGUGGAGCGCAGGAACGGUCUCAUGACAGCUGAAAUUGAGGAACUGAGAGCUGCUCUUGAACAGACAGAGAGAAGCCGCAAAGUUGCUGAACAGGAGCUGGUGGAUGCCAGUGAGCGUGUUGGACUUCUGCACUCUCAGAACACAAGCCUCAUGAACACCAAGAAGAAGCUUGAGGCUGACCUUGUCCAGAUUCAGGGUGAAGUUGAUGACACUGUUCAGGAAGCAAGGAAUGCUGAGGAGAAGGCCAAGAAGGCCAUCACUGAUGCUGCUAUGAUGGCUGAGGAGCUGAAGAAGGAGCAGGAUACUAGUUCUCACCUGGAGAGGAUGAAGAAGAACCUGGAGGUUGCUGUUAAGGACCUGCAGCACCGCCUGGAUGAGGCCGAGAAUCUGGCCAUGAAGGGGGGCAAGAAGCAGCUCCAGAAACUUGAAUCGAGAGUGCGUGAGUUGGAGGCAGAGGUUGAGGCUGAGCAGAGACGUGGAGCAGAUGCUGUUAAGGGUGUCCGCAAAUAUGAGAGGAGAGUAAAGGAGCUCACCUAUCAGACUGAGGAAGACAAGAAAAACGUUACCAGGCUGCAGGACUUGGUUGACAAGUUGCAGCUCAAGGUGAAGGCCUACAAGAGACAGGCUGAGGAAGCGGAGGAGCAGGCCAACGUUCAUCUCUCCAAGUGCAGGAAGGUCCAGCAUGAGCUGGAGGAGGCUGAGGAGCGUGCUGACAUUGCAGAGUCCCAGGUCAACAAACUGAGAGCAAAGAGCCGCGACUCUGGCAAGGGAAAAGACGCAGCUGAGUAAAGCACUCUGGCAAAUGGGCUGUUUCCAAUCAUAUAAUAUGAUGUGAAAUAAACCACAA